UGUAUUUUUAUUUGCAUUAAGAAUGUGUAAUAAUUUUUAUUGGUGCACAUUAAGGGGAUGAAGGAAGACAAGGUUAGGGAACUCUUCCUCAUUUUACCAGAGGAAGUAUGUGGCUGUGUGCUGUUUUCGGUAGACCAGCGCUCAGUUUAGAUAAGCCUGCAGAGCAGUGCAGGCCACUGACAACACAACUGCUCUUACUGCUGGCCUUCGGUCUGAGACCAGAGCAGGAUUUCUUUACUCUGAACUAACUUUAUUGGGAGCAGCCAGCCAGAACUGAAGCUUUGCCCUCUGGAGGAAACAUGGAUAUUUAACUGCUUCAACUGAGAGCAUCUGUAGAUCUGCGGCCUCUAAACGUAAUCAUGGGCAAUGUGAUGAGGCAGGAAAAGACAAACCCAGAGCCUAACAACUCUGACACCAUGUUUAAAGACUGUGACAGUCUUGUGGUGCUCACUGAUUACCCAUGUCGAGACAUUAGUGAACCGAUCUUUAGGAUAGGGGACAAACUCAAAGGUCUCUCGGAAGAGGGUUGCUGGUGGAAAGUCCGUUCUCUUCAAACAGGAACUGAGAAUUACAUUCCAAGUAAUUAUGUGGCAAAGGUUUAUCAUGGAUGGCUGUUUGAGGGGAUUGGCAGACAGAAGGCAGAAGAGCUUUUGUCAUUGCCUUGUAAUAGUGUUGGAUCAUUCCUUAUUAGAGAAAGUCCGAGAGAAAGAGGUGUAUAUUCUCUCUCUGUGAGACACAGGACCAUAAAGCACUAUAAAAUAUUCCGUCUGACUAAUAGCUGGUACUACAUCUCCCCACGGCUUACCUUUCAGUGUCUGGAGGACAUGGUCAAUCACUACUCUGACUCAUCGGAUGGUAUAUGUUGUGUUCUCAGCGCUCCGUGCCUGGCUCUGUCCAACCCUGCCCAGAGCACAACCCAGGAAGCGCCUCCUGUGGUAAUGCGCCGUAACUUGGAUUGGAAGAAAGUGAAUAAGUCACAGCUGAUGAGCCCAAGCGAGCUGGAUAAUGCGGACAGCAAAGAUAACAUGAUGAGCUACGGUGUGAGGAGCAGCAUAGCCGCCUAUCUGUCAUUAACAUCAGUAUCUGAGCUAGAGAAUGCCAAAGGUCGCAAAAAGAAGAGCAAGUCUGUCUAUGUGAUGCCUGACCACAGUAAUAUAAAUGAAGAUGAGGACUAUUAGCUCAUGAGUGUAGACUUUUAAUCUUUUAUUUUUAACCAACACAUCGCUAUGGACUGUAAUAUUUUUGCACUGGGUUAAGUGAAUCUUUCACAUACAUGUCUAGGUCCCUUUUAUAUGGAAGCCGUUUCUGCCACUUCUGUGUUUACAUCUCACAAUUCUACGUUUACACUUCGCAAUUCUUUUUUCUCCGAUAUCUGGGUUAACAUGUCAUAAUCGUUUUUUUUUUUGUUCGUUUUUUUUUAGUUGUUUGUGCCAUGGAAUAAAAAUGUAAAUAGUAAUUGCGAAUUUUUUAUCUCACAAUUCUGACUUUUUUUCUUGCAGUUGUGAAUUAACAUC
This is a messenger RNA of Cyprinus carpio (common carp), 1514 nucleotides long. RefSeq names its product Src like adaptor 1a (gene sla1a). Gene Ontology annotation, molecular function: protein binding. The record is from RefSeq and is a predicted model, not a curated record. NCBI's taxonomy places the organism in Eukaryota, Metazoa, Chordata, Actinopteri, Cypriniformes, Cyprinidae.